Molecule: messenger RNA, 3065 nt
Organism: Helicoverpa zea (corn earworm)
Lineage: Eukaryota; Metazoa; Arthropoda; Insecta; Lepidoptera; Noctuidae
Gene: Treh-2
Product: trehalase-like
Exons: 16
Coding region: 454-2403 (649 amino acids)
Biological process (GO): trehalose catabolic process
Molecular function (GO): alpha,alpha-trehalase activity
Source: RefSeq, a predicted model, not a curated record
UUGCUUAUUACAAUUUUCCACAGUAUUACAGCUUUUAGUAUUAAUUUUUGUGUAUACGAAAGAUAAUAUAUCUUCAAAAAACAAUAACUUUGUAAUCUAAACCUUUAACAGAUUGUGUUUUGUUUAGAAUUGUGUGACUGUGUGUGUAUUUCGAUUUGUUUUUCGAACAGCUUCCUGGGCAUCUCGUUGCUUGUUUGCAAUGUUGACUUCUAAGCUGUGAAGUUACUUCGUCAGCAUACCGACCAAAAUGACCAUUCAGCCAUUUCGAAGGAAGUCAUUUAAAAUUCUUAGCACUUACCUUAAUACGUAAAAGACUCAAAAAAUAUAAACUCGAAUAAAACUUUAUUUAAUUUUUAAGUAGUGCUAUUUUGUUCCUGUUAUUUUAUUAACGAGUGAUAUUAGUGUAAGUUUAGUGUUGUGCCAUUGUCGAUAGUUUUUUGUCGAUAAGUGAAGAUGUAUAGUAUAAUGUGGAGUGUAUUUGCUGCGAUUCUUGGAGUGGCUUCGGCUAUGGACCGGAGUCACUUGCCACCGACCUGUUCUAGCACCAUCUAUUGCCACGGCCCCUUACUAGACACGGUACAAAUGGCGGGACUGUACAAUGACUCGAAGACCUUCGUGGAUAUGAAGCUCAAGCUGUCUGCCAACAUCACCAUGGAACACUUUCAGGAGAUGAUGGCGAGGACAGGUUCACACCCGACCAAGGCUGACAUCCAGGAGUUUGUCAAUCAGAACUUCGACCCUGAGGGCUCCGAGUUCGAGGACUGGCGGCCUACUGACUGGAAGGAUAAUCCUGCAUUUCUGCAAAACAUCAAGGAUCCUCUACUCCACCAAUGGGCAGCAGAACUGAACCGACUGUGGCUGCAACUCGGCCGGAAGAUGAAGCCGCACGUCAAGAACAACCAGGAUCUGUACUCUAUUAUCUACGUGGAUAACCCUGUUAUAGUGCCUGGUGGUCGUUUCCGAGAGUUCUACUACUGGGAUUCCUACUGGAUCAUCAAAGGUCUGCUUCUGUCUGAGAUGAGGGCCACAGCUAAAGGCAUGGUGUCAAACUUCAUGGAUAUUGUGGAGAGGAUCGGCUUCAUUCCUAAUGGGGGGAGGAUAUAUUAUGCUAUGAGAUCACAACCUCCUCUGCUAAUCCCCAUGGUGAAGAUAAUACUAGAUGAUAUGGACGACCUGGAGUACUUGCGCCAACACAUACACACGUUAGACAGAGAGUAUGAUUACUGGAUGACGAAUCAUACUGUGGAGGUGGACCAUAAUGGGCAUAGAUACACGCUAGCGAGAUAUUACGAUCAAUCACAAGGACCCAGGCCUGAGAGUUACAAGGAAGACGUCGAUGUCGCGAGACAUUUUGACACAAAUGACAAGAAAGAGGAGUUGUAUGCUGAGCUAAAGGCGGCUGCUGAGUCAGGGUGGGACUUCUCAUCCCGAUGGUUCAUCCUCAAUGGCACCAAUAAAGGCAACCUAACAAACCUGAAGACCCGCUCCAUCAUCCCGGUGGACCUCAACGCCAUCAUGUGCUGGAACGCGCAGCUGCUGAGAGACUUCCACCUCAGGCUCGGCAAUAUCGAUAAGGCGGAGUACUAUAGGAACGUUCAUGCGAGGUUCAUGGAUGCUAUUGAACAGGUCCUAUGGCACGAAGACGUAGGAGUCUGGUUAGACUACAGCCUAGAGUCAGGCAGACGCCGCGAUUACUUCUACCCUUCAAACGUGUCGCCUCUAUGGGCGGUGUGCUACGAUCAGGCCAGAAAAGAUUACUAUGUCAACAGAGUUGUUAACUAUCUGGAUAAAGUUAAAGUGGACAUUUUCGAUGGCGGCAUCCCAACCACUUUCGAACAUUCUGGAGAGCAGUGGGACUAUCCGAACGCCUGGCCGCCAUUACAGUACAUAGUAGUAAUGGGUUUAGCUAAUACUGGCCAGCCAGAGGCUGUCAGACUGGCCAGCGAGAUCGCCACUAAGUGGGUGCGUUCGAAUUUCGAAGUUUGGAAACAGAAGACUGCUAUGCUUGAAAAGUACGACGCGACAAUUUUCGGCGGUCUCGGUGGCGGCGGCGAGUACGUUGUACAAACAGGCUUCGGUUGGACCAAUGGUGUGAUAAUGGCAAUGCUCAACAAAUGGGGAGUUGGUGGUAUAGAUACGCUUACUUCAGCGGACGCGUUCGGGACGGGCGUGACGGCUGACUCCGGCGCCGUGUAUGGGGCGCAUGUUGGAGCUAGCGGCGUGGCCACGGCUAUUCUAGUAGUGCUCGCAUCUUUGGCUGCGGGAACCCUUGGGCUCAUCGUGUACAGAAAACGCAGGGACUACAUCCGAGUAUCAGGAGGCGAAGACUACAAACUGCUUUCUCGAAGACCUUACACGGAACUCAGGAGCCUCAACGGAGCAUCGAACCCGCGACAGCGAUGAACUACCUACCUCUAACAAACGAACGCUUAACGUGAGUGGUAACUGGCUUCGGAAUGAAAUUCACUGUUAACCGUUAUUUUUUGGUCCUAGGAAUUAUUUCUGUAAUGAAACUAGCUAGGCUGAUUUUGACAUAAGCCAAAAUAUUUAUUUGACAAGAAAAAUAGUUGAAAAAAUAUUUUCCUGAUUAAUGGAACUUGUAAAAAAAAACACAUCCUGUAAAAGCCGGUAAGAACCUGGGAAAGCCAAAAAUAAAAGUAGGUAAUAAAAUAUACCAAUUAAUGAACUUCUUACUCGAUUAACUGGCAUGACAUUAGAAAAAAGGAAAUAGCUAGCCAUUUUAUAGCAAAUAUACAUAAAUAUUUAUUGGUCUGUAGGUAUGUUAAAAAAAUCCUUAGCUCAAUGUGAAUAAAUACAAAAAAAAAGUGUAGUUAAGCAAUGUACUAUCAAAAUAUUUUUCUAAGAAAGAUAAGUAAAUUAGUUUCAUUGAUAACUACUGUAAAAUGUAUUUAAGUGUAAACACCAGCUUGGCCAAAGCCUCUGUUAUUAAUUAUUAAUAUUAAUAAAAUAUACAUGCACUAGAUAAAAUAUUUUCAACUAGAAAAACAAUUAGACGUAAAUAUGAAACAUUGACACAAGUGAAUACUUCUGCUCAUUUGUUCAAA